This is a messenger RNA of Stylophora pistillata, 1013 nucleotides long. Its product is annotated as profilin-2. NCBI's taxonomy places the organism in Eukaryota, Metazoa, Cnidaria, Anthozoa, Scleractinia, Pocilloporidae. The record is from RefSeq and is a predicted model, not a curated record. Gene Ontology annotation, cellular component: cell cortex. Gene Ontology annotation, molecular function: actin monomer binding.
GCGUGACGAUAACGCGUAAAGUUGACUACGAUUAGAAUACCACUUGAUGAAUACUUUAGAGACAAAGAAGUUUGUACAACUAAUAUUCUGAUCGAAUGAGCUGGCAAAACUUCGUUGAGGAAAGUUUGUUAGGUACAAGCCAGGUAGCCAGAGCAGCUAUUCAUGGUUUGGAUGGGAAACGCUACGCUUCGAGCGCUGGAUUUGUGGUUUUACCAAGUGAAGCUCAAGCAUUAAUCAGUGGGAUCACCAAGGACCCUUCUCCUUUCUAUUCUAAAGGAAUUGCUGUUAAUAGAACUAAGUAUAUUUUCGUAAGAUCAGAUCCUGGACAUGCUAUUUAUUGCCGCAAAGGCAAGGAGGGAGUGGUUGCAGUAAAGACUAACAAGUGCCUGUUGAUUGGUGGAUAUACAGAUGGAAUGCAGGCAGGGUGGUGCAGUGCUGUGAUAGAAAAACUGGCAAAUUAUUUCAUUGCUAUUGGUUAUUGAGAUAUUAAAUCCAUUAUUCAAGCAAGAAAAAUAAUUUGCCCAGUGAAAAACAGAGAGCUUCUUUAACUGGCCUCAGCAAGGUAUCCACGUAAAGGGCUGCCCGGAGCAAGGAAGGAAUAUAAGCUUGUACCGGAGAAAUGAUCAAACUAUUUUCAGGAUUGAUUGAAUCAACAUAUUAGAAAUUUACUGGGUAACUAAUUGCAAAGAGUUUUUUAAUCCAAUUCGUACAAACAAAACAAAUUUGCAAAAAUUGCAAACAUUUACCUGGGUCACUUUAAGACUCCAAAGUUUUUGGACGGGUUGAGGAACAGGAAGGGAAAAAUUACUUCAUUCAUCUUGUCAAAAUGGGUAAAAGUUAAAGGAGACUGUUCAAUGGGUAACAUAUUUUAAAAAAAAGAUGUGCUAAUAAAAAAAAAAUACCCUAUUUUAGAAGGGAUGGGUCCUUCAGCUAAAAGCAGACAUGAAUGAAAUAUUUAACAAUUAUUCCACGAGCGCGUGUUGGAUAUGAGAUGAUAGAUAGCCGAGGCCCAU